CGUCCACCUGGCGAGUGACGCAUGCGCAGAAGGCCGCCCACCGCAGCGCCAUCAGGAGCAGUUGCUGCCUUGCUUAUUGACAAGAAGGAACCCACGCUACGAUGUCAGGAUAUGACAGCAACCCAUUCGCCGACCCCGUGGACGUGAAUCCCUUCCAGGAUGCCUCGAUCACUCGGGCCACCCGAGGAGUCGUAAAUGGUGUUCGGGAAUACAACCUAUUCUCUACAACUGAAUUGAAAGACCGCAGUGACACGACCAUCCCCAUCUCAGCAGUUUCAUCUCAACCCGCCAUACUACAAACCUCUGUGGAGGAGAAUUCACAACAGGCAUCUGCUGUGGCUGCUGCAGGUCAAGCUAAUCUGAUCAAGCAGCAAGAGGAGCUGGAGAGGAAAGCAGCAGAGUUGGAGAGAAAGGAGCAGGAGCUUCAGAACAGAACAAGCCAGAACACCGGCGUCAACGAGAACAACUGGCCUCCCAUGCCCAAGUUCUUUCCUGUGAAGCCAUGCUUUUACCAGGACUUUGAGGCAGACAUCCCGGAGGAAUACCGCCGGAUCUGCAAAAGAAUGUACUACUUGUGGAUGUUCCACAGUGCCACACUGUUCCUCAAUGUGCUGGCCUGCCUGGCCUACUUCACAGUGGACUCUGAAUAUGGCGUAGACUUUGGUCUGUCCAUCCUUUGGUUCAUGCUCUUCACUCCUGUCUCGUUCGUCUGCUGGUACAGGCCUGUAUACAAGGCAUUCAGGUCUGAUAGUUCCUUCAGCUUCUUUUUCUUCUUCUUUGUCUUUUUCUUCCAAGUGGCCGUGUACAUCAUCCAGACAGUGGGGAUCCCCAAGUGGGGCAACAGUGGCUGGAUUGCAUCCAUCAGCAUGAUCAACACAAACUUGGCUGUAGCCGUGGUCAUGAUGGUGGUGGCUGGCUUUUUCACUGUCAACGCCAUCCUGGCCGUCUUCCUGCUGAAAAUGGUCCACUCCAAGUACAGACGUACAGGAGCCAGCUUCACCAAAGCUCAGCAGGAGUUCUCCAGCAGUGUCCUGACCGACAGAACCUUCCAGUCUGCUGCUACGACAGCUGCUCAGGGAGCUUUUGGCAGGAACUAACGCAUUAGACCAUGCUCUUUAUUCAUUUUCUAUUACACUAGUCGUAUCUGUGGUGCACAUAUUGCAAAAACUGGGGGAAAAAAACAAAACAAGUAACUUGACCAAAAUCAUGGUUGCGAUAUGUGUUAAACGUGCGAUAUCCAGGGAGCAUGGUCGUAUACUGUAUUUAAUAAUGUAGAAGUCAAGCUGUAGGUCUUGUUUGGUGUAUGACUUGCACGUGGUUUGAAAUGCACUCUAGAGUAAGUUCCCUCGUGCAACAUGAGGCUGUUAUCAGAGUUAGUGUGGAGACUCGCUAACAUAGCUGUAUUGGACAAGGAGGCAGGGCAAAUUCCAUUACAUCACCACAAAUAAAGCAAUUUGAUGUUCGCUAAUGCCAUAGUGCUGUUAGUGCGCUACUUUUGAGAGUCCAGUCAAAUUAUUUUGAGAUUUAGAUCUUGUCAAUAGUGAAGCAUUGGAUUUUUUUCUAUGUCACAUUUUUGUAAAGACGGAACACAGAAAUGUGAAAUUGUUAAUUCUGGCCAUGAGCCAUGGACCCCUGAUAUAAAACUGGUUAGCAGCUGAAAAUGCUGUGGUCAAAAUAUGUGAAAACAGAUGGCUGAGGUCAAUUAGUUUCAUAGUCUCUGCAUGCACAGCCUCGCAAAUACUGUAUCUCUAGAUGAAGGUUAUUCUUUACUGCGGCCCUCUUUUGGAUGUUUUCUUGUUUAUACUUCUGAUAAGUAAUGAAGGGUCGGGCAUGAAGGAGUUUCUUUGCUUACUGGCUCAAAUGAAGGUAGAAAAGUAACUGUUCACAAGCUAAUGUUAAGUUAUAUCUUAAGCAAGUGAUUGCUUUUUAUACAUAUUGAUUUUUAAAGAAUUCCACACAUUCAGAGCCUCAAAGGACAUGGGGCAGUUUUAUUUACUCACUGUUGCUGAGAGAAUGUAGACCAACCAAGAAAUUAGAUUAAUGAGCAAAAGAACACUUUUAUGAAGUAUGUAUGUCUAUUUUGUAGACACUGGUAGUUGUAUUAAAGAUGGCACCUAUGUGAAACUCAAAAGACAAUGAUAGUCAAUUCAGCCUGAUAGUUAUUUGCUUCUCUUUUUUUUUUUUUUUUAAUUCUUUUUUUUUUUAACACUGUCGUUAUAGCAUGUUUCUGCUAAAUUCACCAUUUUAUGGAUAUUUCCAUUCCUAAGUCUGUCUGCAUCACUGGUUUGGCCUGACAUUCUGCUACUUCAUGUUGUGUUUUUUUGUUGUUGUUUGUUUUUUAAGUCACCUUUACAAAUGUUGACGCUUUAGUGUUGCAGUUGUGAAAUCUUUGAAAUGUUCAAAUAGUUCCAAUCCACCUUGAAGACGAAGAAAUUUGAAGGAUGCCCAAAAAUGUUUAACCUUUUCCUUCAAAGGUUAGACAAGUGAGAAUUUUUGUAGGUUAAAAAUAUUUUUUUUUUUAAAGUGUAAAGUAUAAAUUUACCAGUAAGGGCCACAAAAUGCAUAUUAGUCCUCAUGUCUCUUUUAAGGCACUGUAAAUGCAAAUGGCAGUUUUUAUUUGGUUUGUGCAAAAUGUAACCUCAUUUCUGUCGAGAUUUUUCCUUUUUUUUUUUUUUUUUUUUAUUUUUUAUUUUUUUUUAAAUGGUUUGUGGUUAUCACUUCUUUCUAACACUCUUUUGUCAUAUUCAAGAAAUUAUUUGUUCUAAAAAUCUAUUAAGGUAUGUUGUGUUAUAGUGGUGAACAAUUUUAGUAUAUAUUUAUUUUUAGGGCUUCUGAUGGGACAGUUGAUUCAAUAAAUUCCUCCUGAAUAUUCUUGUA
Messenger RNA from Phyllopteryx taeniolatus (common seadragon), 2877 nucleotides. RefSeq names its product secretory carrier membrane protein 2, like (gene scamp2l). Lineage: Eukaryota; Metazoa; Chordata; Actinopteri; Syngnathiformes; Syngnathidae. Gene Ontology annotation, biological process: protein transport. Gene Ontology annotation, cellular component: trans-Golgi network membrane; recycling endosome membrane. The record is from RefSeq and is a predicted model, not a curated record. Bases 102 to 1097 code for a protein of 331 amino acids. The transcript is spliced from 9 exons.